CUUCUUAAGCCUCAACGGCAGCUAAUUUGAGCUGACGAAACAGUUUCUUCCAUGGUUCUGGCGAAUUAGAAAUCGGCAUUAGUACCCUUGGCGCCAAGGCGAUCAUCGUCGGCGGUUGAGGUUUGAAACAUCUCAAUGGCAGUGCUUCGUCAAUGAGGGUUUCAAAAAGUCUGGGCAGUCGUAACUGCGGAUGGGGAAAUGAACUCGACGACUAAGUUGAGAUGUAUUAAAACGAUGUGGUCUGCAGAAUGGCUUUCAAAAUCCUCACUUGCGCUGGAUUUGGCAACUGAGCACGUUGUGUUUCCCCAGGUCACUUUCUUUCUCACUUCACUUCGAGAUAUCGGGCUGCGCCCUCACUGAUAAUUACUAUCUACGGCUGGACCUAAUUGAAUAACCAAUUACUUUCAUCGAGGUUGACUUUUCGUCUUUCCCCUUUGUUCAUUUAUUUCAAUUCUAGGUUGUCGAGAUUCUAUUAGUGUCGCGUAUUCACAAUGAGGAGCUCAAGCUAUCGGAGAAGCGCUCGCGCAAAUAACUUAAGGGUGUUUAUUCGCGACGAUGUCCCACAUACCGUUGAUCAUGUCGAGCCCGAUUCCGAAUCUGAAGAUGAACCAGAUACACCAUCGCCGACAAAACAUGUGUUUCCGUCACCCCCCGCCAGGACUGAGGCACCUACACAGACACCUACACAACAGGUUGGAGCUCAUGCCACCCCAAAGUCUUCAUCAAUAGAGGCUCCUCAGCCGACAACAUCCACGAGCAUCAGCACAUCAGCAACUCAAUCUUCUUCAACUUCAACCAGCACAGAUCUUCCAGCAAGCGCACUACCACAAAGCAACGAAUCCUCACAAGCUCAAGCAGUUCAAUCCGAGAAUUCCAAAUCUAUAAUGAGUAAGGACGGCGCCAUAGCACUCGGCACAAUUGGAGCAACGAUAAUAAUCGCAGCCAUAAUAUUCCUCCUCUGGAAAUGCCGACGGCGCCAAGCCCGCGCAAACGACGGGGGCGGAGCAUCCAGAUUCUGGCCCUUCUCCGGGUUCAAGAAAAUAGAAGAGCCGCGGGAGAUAUACACGACGAACCGCGAAUCAGGGGGGAAGACGCAAUCAAAGAUCAUGGAUGAUCUCAUGGCGGCUGCGUAUGCCGCCGAAGACGGCAAUGUGUCGCAGUACGGGGCAUAUACGGAUGAAAAGCGGCAAACUUACACCUCUAUGCACGCCCCGAACCAGCGACAGUCGAAUCCGCCCCAAGCCGCGGAAAAUCCCGAUAGGGGGUCGAACUCCCUUUACGUCAACCAACUCAUGUCCGGGUUCUACAAGGGUUCGAGAGCAGAUGGACUUACGACCCCAGCUAACGCGAGAAUGCCCCCUCCGCCAGCCCCCUCUGUCUCAGGGGAAACCGACGUCACGGCUACUACCGAGAGUACGUGGAGGACGUGGGGUUGGUCGCAAAAGAAGCCGCCGAAGGAAUCUUGGGUCGAUAAGUAUAUCCGCUUGGGAGGCUCGAGAUAGUUUUGGUCUCGCUUUGAUAUUUAUAGAGCAUGUUAGAAACUUGAAUCGAGCUACGGCAACGCUUGGAAUCGAGGCGUUACGAUAUCUGCAUUUUAAUUCGUGGUAUUUCUUAGUACAAGUGAUAUCACUUAAAAGGAGCCAAGGUAAGUACAGUAGUCAGACGAUCUAAUCGAAGCACGCCCUUUGAAAUCAUAUCAACUUGAC
This is a messenger RNA of Daldinia vernicosa, 1706 nucleotides long. RefSeq lists its product as uncharacterized. Lineage: Eukaryota; Fungi; Ascomycota; Sordariomycetes; Xylariales; Hypoxylaceae. The record is from RefSeq and is a predicted model, not a curated record. The coding region runs from base 492 to 1502 and encodes 336 amino acids. The transcript is spliced from 3 exons.